AUGAUGGCCCCUCCACCAAAUAUCGUCAAAACGGAACCCCCUCCACAACAACAACAAAUUCCGGUCAGCCAGCCAAUAAAAACGGAGCCCCAACACGACCCGGAUGCGACACCCCCAAUGAGAAAUGGAAUGGAAGAGGAGGAAGAGGAGGCUGAGGAUCCAUUUGACAAGCCCCCUCGUGCUCCCCAUCCACAAUCACCGCCAAGGGAAGAGGAGGAAGAGGAGCAGCAACUUCAACAGAGCUCCCUUCCCGUGGAGCAGCCGAAACCUUCGCCCUCUUCAACAACUGCCGUCUGUCCAGAGGAACCGGAAGAAAUCCGGGAAAAUGGCAAUCAUACGGAAGAACCGGAAGCCAUUCCACAAGAAAUUCCCGGCAAGACGGAAGAGCCAAAAACCGAGCCAGAAGAGGAACCGGAAAAGGAACCAGAACGUCCGGAAGACGUUCAAGAAGCUGAAGACGUUCAAGCUGAAGCCACCGAAGAGGCAGCGGAACCGGAAAAAGAAACUGAGCAAUUGGAAGAACCCGAAAUGCCAGAACCGGAUCUCCUGAAAGAACCGAGUCCGGAAGCUGAAGCCCAAGCCGAAAUUCCUGAACCGGCAGCGGAAGUGAAAGAGGAGGAACACCUCCCUGAAGCUUCUGCAAUUCCGGAACCGGAAGAACCGGAAAAACGAGCGGAAACGGCUGAGGAGCCGCAGGUCUUUGAAGAGCCGGAAAAGGAAGCCACUCCCGCUCCGGCGAUUCCCGAAAUUGAGGAAGAGCACCUGAAGGAGGAGCCGGAAGCCGAAGAAGGUUCUGAAGCCGUUCCGGAAGUUCCGGAAGCCGACCAGGCUGAGGUCGAGGAGAAGCCGCCUGCUGCUGAAAAGGCCGAGGCCAUCGAGGAGGCCAUUGAGGAUGAGGAGGAGGCGACCUCCGAACCGACGGCCGCUGAAGAGGAUGAAGUGGAAGAUGAAGCGGAAGAAGCGAUCCUUGCAAUGCGCAGUGAGGGUGGUGAGGAAAGCGAAGAGGAAUUCUACGUCAAAUGGAAGGGACGAGCCCACAUGCACUGCGAGUGGAAGACUGCCGCCCAACUGGAAGAGAUCGACAAACGAGUCUCGGCCAAAUUGAAGCGAUACAAACAGAAGAGGGCAGCCGGAAUCGAGGAUGAAGAAUUGAAUGAGGAUUAUCUGGUUGUGGAGAGGGUAUUGGCUCUGGAUACACAAGAUGAUGGGGAUGAAUACGCGCUUGUCAAGUGGAAGAGUCUACCGUAUGAUGAGGUAACUUGGGAGCCCCUAUCUACCGUACCCACCGAAAAAAUGGAACAAUGGGAACGAUGGCAAAAGAUAGACAAGGCAAAGAGUCGAGACAAAGAUCGACCGGCAAAUUGUAUUCUGGCUGAUGAAAUGGGACUCGGAAAGACGGUGCAAACGAUCACGUUCCUGUCUCGUGUCUACGAGUACGGUAUCCAUGGCCCAUUCCUAAUUGUCGUCCCCCUAUCCACAAUCCACAAUUGGGUCCGAGAAUUCGAGACGUGGACUGAUAUGAAUGCUGUUGUCUAUCAUGGAUCCGCUGCAGGGAGACAGAUAAUCGAGGGCCACGAGAUUUACCACGAAAAGCCGACCGGCAGUGACGAUAAGAACAAAGGAUUGUGGCGGAAGGGAAUCUGCAAACUCGACGCCCUGAUUACCACCUUUGAAAUGGUCGUCACAGAAGUCGAAUUUCUGCGGAAAAUCAACUGGAGAGUCUGUGUCAUCGAUGAAGCACAUCGACUCAAGAAUAGAAACUGCAAACUGCUCACUGGUGGUUUAUUGUCUCUCCGUAUGGAGCAUCGUGUCCUUCUCACCGGUACUCCACUGCAGAAUAACGUUGAGGAGCUCUUCUCCCUUCUCAAUUUCCUUCAUCCCGAGAAAUUCGGAAGUUCCGACGAGUUUCUUCGCGAGUUUGGCGAGUGCAAGACUGACGAACAGGUGACGCGCCUCCAAGAGAUCCUGAAGCCAAUGAUGCUGCGCCGAGCCGAAGAACAGAUCGUCGCUGAGGUCCGCCUCCUGCACCCGGAAAUGGAUGAGGAUACGGCCCAAAGAAAGGCCCUUGUUGAUGCUUCGGGAAAGAUGGUGCUCAUCGAGAAGCUGCUCCCCAAACUCAAAUCUGAUGGCCAUCGAGUGUUGAUAUUCUCUCAAAUGGUCAAAGUACUCGAUCUCAUCGAAGAAUUCGUCUCCAAUCAUGGAUACCUCUACGAGCGGAUCGACGGAAAUGUGCGUGGAGAUCUCCGCCAAGCGGCCAUCGAUCGUUUCUCAAAGAAGGAUUCGGAUCGUUUUGUAUUCCUAUUGUGUACUCGUGCCGGUGGAUUGGGAAUCAAUUUGACGGCCGCUGAUACCGUAAUCAUCUUCGAUUCGGACUGGAAUCCACAAAAUGAUCUCCAAGCACAAGCGAGAUGUCAUCGUAUUGGCCAACAGAAGAGUGUCAAGGUGUACCGGCUGAUCACGGCGAACACGUACGAAAGGGAAAUGUUCGACAAGGCAUCCCUCAAAUUGGGACUCGACAAGGCUGUUUUGCAAUCGACAACCGUUAUGGAUAAGAAGGAACAGCUCACCAAGAAGGAGAUCGAAGAAUUGCUGAAGAAGGGAGCAUACGGCUCGAUAAUGGACGAAUCAUCGGAAGGAUCGAAAUUCUCUGAGGAAGAUAUCGAGACAAUUCUCUCGCGAAGAGCCACUACAGUAACCCUUGAGGCCGGAGUGAAAGGGAGCACCUUCUCAAAGGCUUCUUUUGGAUCAUCAAAUAACACCGAAGAGAUCGAUAUUGAUGACCCCAAUUUCUGGAACAAGUGGGCCGAGAAGGCGAACGUCGACCUGGAGAAGGUGAGGGAGCGACAGAGCGGAAAGCAGCUCAUCAUCGCCGAGCCGAGGAACCGGAAGAAGAGAUUCGAAGAAGACACCCUAAAAGAAGGCGAAGGAUCAGGAUCUGAUGAAUCAGAAAUGGGAGCAAAAGGAAGAAGAGAUCGAGCGCGAAAGAGAAGAAAAGGAGUGGAGGAUGAUGAUGAUGAAUAUGUCAGAUAUCGACCCGAUGAAUUGGCAUUCAAUAAGACCGACUACUUCAAGGUUGAGAAGCUGAUUGGGUCGUUUGGCUGGGGAAGAUGGAAGCUGAUCAAAGAACAAGGGGAUGUUGAUGCGAACGAGACCGAACUUGAACACCUUGCCCGUACCCUAAUCCUCCACAAUCUUCGUGAUUUCCGCGGUGAUGAGCGGACAAAAGAAUAUGUCUAUGCUGUCAUCGAACCACUUGAUGCUCGAAACUACAAACAAGACACCAGGAAUAAGCUAACUUCCGGUUGGGCGGCACUCCCCGAGUACAAUCCACCGAAUUUCGCCCUCGACGCCUCAUUCCAACGGCAUAUCCACAGAUACUCGAACAAACUGGUCUCCAAAGUGGAAAUCAUGCAUUUCUUCUUCGAGGGAAUUCUGAAGGAUCGCCGUGGAGACAUUGAAGCGGGAAAGAAGGCUGAAGAUAUUGAAGUGACAUUUGUGCCUCCAUUGGAAGGAAUGGCUAUCGAUGGAUGGGAUAUCAAUUGUGACAAAUCUCUCAUCAUUGGAUGUUAUAAAUACGGCAUGGAAAAUCCGGACGCGAUGAAGGCGGAUGAGACGCUAAAGCGUUCCCCGAUGUUCGACAAGAAGACCGACAGCGACCUGCAAGCCCACAUGUUUGCCGUGUUGGCACAGUGCUUCAAGGCAAAAGGCGCAGCGACAGACAUGCCACAAGCAUUCGCAGCCGCGGCCCCAAUGUCCGAAGAUCUAUUGAAUAGCAAUACAGCACAAUCUAUAUUGGGAAGACUGCAACUAUUGAAGAAGAUCUCAAUGGUGUGUGAAGGAGGAAGAGAUGGGCUGGAUGAAAUGGACGAAAAGAUUGGAUUGUGUCCCAGAGAUGGAUUGCCAAGUGGAUGGACUGAGGAGCAUGACAAGGAAUUGUUGAUGGUAGCCAACGAGUACGGUAUCAAGGAUAUCUCAGUGAAUAUCCUCGGGAAACCCCUCUUCCAAAAGAUCAUCCGCCCAUCCGAAUCUCUUCUAUUUCGUCGCGUAAUCGAUUUGUCGGCCACGAUGUUGACUGGCAAAUAUUCGCCGCAGGAUCCACAGGAAUAUAUGCUCGAUGAAUUGCAGGCGGCAGCCGAGCUAUUGGCGGAACAAAUGCAGGCGGCAAUGUUGCAACAAUUGAUGAUGGCCACAGCACAAAGCGGAAGUGCACAGGGAGGCAAUACAAAGGAUGCCGCUGCUGCUCAGCAACUCCUUCUUCUAUUGGCACUCACCCAGCAACAACAACAACAACAACAAACACAACAACAACAACAGCAACAGGCUCAACAAACGGCACAACAACAACGCCAAGCGCAGAACGAGGCGAACCAACUGGCAGUGAUUGGCGCAUUGAUGGCAUGUACGAGUGGAGAUGAUAUGGCUGCAUUGACGGCACAACAGAAACAGGCACUCAUGCUCAUGAUUCAACAGCAAGCCACCGCCCAGCAACAACAACCAUCCACAUCACAGACCACCCAACAACAACAACCCGCCCCCGCCAAGCAGACGCAACAAAAGGCCACUCCCUCGUCUUCAAAGCCGUCCACCUCGUCAGCUGCUUCCGCUUCAAAAGCCCAAUCGGAUGCGACAGCAUUGGCUGCACUUGCUGCUGCUGCUAGCUAUUCAUCUGGGGAUAAUGCUGAUAUAUUACUGCAACUGCAACAAGCACAAUUGGCUGCUUAUGGAUUGACGAUACAGGACUACGUUCUCCUCUCCCAAGUACCACAAGAGACAAAAGUCCCCUGUCGACACCGUACCACCUUGGAGAUGUUGCCCGCUGAUCAACAACCAUCUGUCCAAAAUCUCAUCCAAUUCCUCGACAAGAAUCCACAGUAUAAGCGGAAUGCCCUCAACAAGUUCAUCCAAACAACAGCAGCAGCAACAACAGAAUCGGCCGAAGAACAGGCGCUGGCCGCCUACCAGACGAUGGCGUUGCUCGGAGCUUUGAAUGGGAAUCAAGCAGCCGCCUCCGCUGCCUCCUCCAGUGCCGCCGCCCAACAACAACUUGCCGCAGCGCUGAUGGCCGACCCAUCGGCAUUGGCCCUUCUCGCAGCCGCUCAGCAGCAGCAACAACAACAGCAGCAGUCGAGCAGCAAACGGAGGAAGGAA
Molecule: messenger RNA, 5148 nt
Organism: Mesorhabditis spiculigera
Lineage: Eukaryota; Metazoa; Nematoda; Chromadorea; Rhabditida; Rhabditidae
Source: the annotation of a GenBank genome assembly